AGCCAGCAGCCACCUCCCCUCCAAACUGCCGGCGAUAAAUCUCCAUGCCUCAAAAUCUCUUCCUCCUUCCUCACCAACCCUUGGCUUCUCUCUCCUCCUUAGAUUUCCUUUUCUUGCUCACGCUAGUCAUCGGCCUCCCCAUUCCCGCUACAUGGCUUUUUCUUCUUCAACCUACCGGCAACUAUAUUCCCUUCUCUGAUCACCAUCGUCACCAUGAAAGCCUUUUAUCUCACCAUUCCUUUUCUUUCUCACUUUUUCUGCUCCGUGAAGACUCUUCGUUGUUGCAAAUACGCCAGCCACUUCCUUGAUUUCAGCUUCCAUUUUGUUCUAGAUUUAUGGUCACCUAAAGGAAUCAAGGGCGAGUGAAUCUCAAAACCAACAAAGAUGUGCCCAGGUCUGCAGAUCAAUGAUGAUGGUGAUGUUUUACGCGCGAUGGCGGCAACUAUCGGAGAACAACAACUCAACAGUUUGUACUUGAACUGGCCGGAGAAUUCAUGUGCAAUCAAAAAAGUUAGGUUUGGUUUUGGAUAGAAGAAUAGGGUUUUUCUGAGCAGUAUAAAUAGAUCUUUAGAAGAGGGUUUAAAAAAGGUCUUUUUUUUUUUUUGUUUGAGUUGGGUAUUGAAAACGGCGGCAGAAAGGAGAGGAAUUUUGCUAGAAGGAGCCGGUGAUUUGGGAGAAGAUUUGGGUCUGCCUUUGUAGGUAAUUUUCUGAACAGAGG
This is a messenger RNA of Rubroshorea leprosula, 718 nucleotides long. Lineage: Eukaryota; Viridiplantae; Streptophyta; Magnoliopsida; Malvales; Dipterocarpaceae. The record is from the annotation of a GenBank genome assembly.